Messenger RNA from Alternaria burnsii, 693 nucleotides. RefSeq lists its product as uncharacterized. Bases 1 to 693 code for a protein of 230 amino acids. Lineage: Eukaryota; Fungi; Ascomycota; Dothideomycetes; Pleosporales; Pleosporaceae. The transcript is spliced from 2 exons. The record is from RefSeq and is a predicted model, not a curated record.
AUGUCUCGGGUCACCCCAACCUCUGACGGCUUCUCAGGGCAAAGCAUCAGAACGUACGGAGUGCGGGGUCGUGGAACAACAAACACAGCCGGGCGAACGCAGAUGGAGGGAAAACACCAUACCCAAGCUAAUCCUCCCGAAAUCUUCGUCGCGCUCGGAGCCAAAGAGGCUUCGCUCUCCACAUCAACAUCGUCAUCAUCUCGCACCGUCCGUCCCACCGGAGUGAGAGAACUCGAACAUACUCCCCGGCUUGACGAAUGCAUUGCGCGGCUGCUUAGUGAGAUGGAGGACGUCAAGGUACCAUCUCCAAGCUUUCUUACAACGCGUAUUCGGGGUAAAAACAACGAUAGCAACGGCCUCGUUUCAGCACUACGCCUCUAUCCCAUCCAGGAGGUCCUAGUCCGCUAUAUCACCAUGAGAGAUCUUAAAGCGAUUGCUUGUGCGUCUUCAGCGCUUUCAAAUUCUUUGAAUUUGAAAGAGACUAGGCAGUUCUGGAUGUUCAGAGUUAAGAAUGGAAGCGGUGGUAGUUCAUGGAAGCGUGUGAGGCAUGAUGCAUACUUAAAGGCUCUCGAAGACAUGCCAGAGCCUCGAAAACGGAAGCUAAGCGGGGACGAAGCGCUUCCUUAUGCACCACCGUGGCGCCCUCAGUCGCGAGGACCUAAAAGAAUUCAGGUAGCACUUGGACGUGUGUAA